Messenger RNA from Aedes aegypti (yellow fever mosquito), 1036 nucleotides. RefSeq names its product protein lethal(2)essential for life-like. The transcript has a single exon. The record is from RefSeq and is a predicted model, not a curated record. Gene Ontology annotation, molecular function: protein folding chaperone. Bases 415 to 972 code for a protein of 185 amino acids. NCBI's taxonomy places the organism in Eukaryota, Metazoa, Arthropoda, Insecta, Diptera, Culicidae. Gene Ontology annotation, biological process: protein refolding; response to heat.
ACAUCUAAUGUGUUAAUCACAAGUCUUUGUCUCGGCUUAAGAGUCAUUCUUACUCUAAGACAAAAUUAAAUAGUUACCACGACCGAUGUGAGUUUUAAACAUCCCUCUAGAUAGUUCUACAUGCGAGGUCCAUACAUGCCAACUCAAACUUUUUUGUGUUAGAAUUCAUGUACAUAUUUCGUUCUUUUUUAGAGUCCUCUCUACUGAGAGAAAAGGUUCAUGCGAUUCGAAUAAGAACUGUUCAUCAUCAGCGGCUCCUUCUUUUUCCAAAUGAGUCUAUGACCAGGUACAUAAGCAGUUGUCUCAAAUCCUUAGCUGCCUGAAUUCGGAGAAAGGACCUCCUCUUGUUCGCGGCAAAAUCAGUUGCAGUUCGAUUGCUGCAGUGAAAAGUACACCAUAAUCUCAUCCGACAAAAUGCCUCCAAUGCUGUACCGCAAAAUGUGGGAUGACGCCCCGAACAAAUCCCAUCUUCCGGAUCAGCACUUCGGUCAGGUCGUAAGCACCGACGAUCUGGUGGAUGCCCUGGCAGCGCACCAACUUCGCAGAAGACAACAUGGCGUCUAUAAUCGGCCAUGGCAUCACAGUGGCGCCAUCCGAGACACAGGAUCCAACGUGCACGCAGCGGAUGACAAAUUCGAAAUUAACCUGGAUGUGGCCCAAUUCAAACCAGAAGAAGUUUCGGUGAAGCUCUCCGGCCAUUGUAUCACCGUCGAGGGCAAACACGAAGAGAAGGAAGACGAUCACGGAGUGGUGAUGAGACAGUUCGUUCGACGGUACACGGUUCCAGAGGGACACGAUCUGGAUCGGAUCGGAUCGUCCCUGUCAUCGGAUGGUGUGCUUACUGUUACAGUUCAAAAGACGACAGCUGCCGAGCCUCAGGCCCUGCGCGAUAUUCCAGUUGUGCAGACGGGAGAGCCUGCGCAUCUGACGAGCGAUAGGCACAUGAUUCGUAACGGAAAUGGCGUCUCAUAGAAAGGUUUUCAACUAAUUUUGAAGAUUUAAAAAUUGUCAAUACAAAAUGUUGCAAGCUUGAAAA